AGUCUGAGAGUUGCGCGCGCAAAAUAGCGGCACGCACGACGCCGCGCAGACGCGUUCGGCGUCAUAACAAAAAACGAUUUGCGAAUCUAAACCUUAACUUUAAAAGAUUAAAGUUCAUUUUAGUAUUAACGAAAUUGUGUAUGAUAUUUUUUUAAAUAUUGGUUGGUGCCUUCGAGAUAUAUUUUCGAUUUUUCGACAUCUUCGAUAUUUUUGUGGUAUUUUUUUUACAUCUAAUCAAAGUGCAGUGAGCUGUGACAAGAGUUUUAUUUAGUUGAAUACGUGUAUAUUUAUUUUGGAUUUUAUUUGGCAUCUCCAAGGAAAACGCAGCGCGCAUCAAAUACAGUGUACCAAUGUUAGGGCAUUUGUAAUUCAAUAGUGUUUGUGUUGUGUGUUAUACGUAAAAACGCUUCAAGAUGAUGACCUUGUACAGAACUAUCAAGGGGACCAGCCUUUCCAGGAGAAAGAAACGGGAGAGAGAAAGCUUAGGCCCGUUCGAGGCAGUGACUGGAAGCGAAAUGGUGUCUAGACGUCGAAUAUUAUCGCGGUCACGCGACAACCUGUCGCAAACACUCACUCAGGAAGAGGAGGAAGACGUAUGGUAUCAAAAGGAUAAGCUUUAUAAGGAACAUAUACAGGAAGUGCUGGACAAAUGGACACAAAUCGACGACGAGAUAUGGGCGAAGGUGAUUGUUUUCGAGAAGAAUCGUCGCGUUGCCAAAGCGUAUGCGCGAGCGCCGGUGCUCACGAUUAAUGGGUCCGAUGACGGCUUUGACGGCAUGAGAAUUGGUCUAUGCGGCUUCGAUAAUCCACAUAGAGAUCAGAAGACGGAUGAAUUGAAAAGACACGUAGGACAGGGUGUCAAAAUCAAAAUGGACGACGCCGGUAAUAUACUCAUCAGACGCUACUCCAAGAGUAGCGUGUUUGUGAAGAGUACUGCAGCCUCUAGCAAUGAAGAGACGGCCAUCGGACAAGAUAUACUCAAACUGCCCGGAUAUUCGUUGGAGCAGGAAAAGAUUUUUAAGUUGUUCGACAUGAAGAAGUUCCAGUCAAACGUGAACCGGGAGUUGCGGCGCGCGUAUCCGGACCGAAGAAGGCUUGAGACCCAGUGUCUCAGUGCUGUAGCAUUUGUCAAGUCUGACAACGAACUCCUCGAGUGCCCCAUCUGGGUGCUGGUCAUCAACGUCGUCGCUAUGGACAUGCUGAAAUCCAAGCUCCCCCCAAUUCAAAGACCAAUGGACAUCAAGAACCGGCCCCGUAUUCCAAUUCCCGACGAGGAUCCGUACAGCAUCGCCAGUUCGAAUGUCAACGGCUCCGGGUCAAGCGGCAGUUCAGGAGGCUACGGACUCGGCAACGGUCACAACGGACACGGAGUCGUCGCGGCUACUAGGGAGCAGCUGAUGAUGCAGAUGGGUCAAAGGCGAGGAGAGAGACCACCUAAUCUACCGCCCAGGGAGAAUGGAUAUGGACCAGCUGAUAUUCCGAAGCCGGAUUAUGAUGACAUCGAGGCUAACGGUCGCGGUCCAGCGCAGUUUCCGAGAGGAAAAUCAGACAAAGGCAAAGAAAAGAAAUAUGACGACCCCUACUAUUGCGGGCUACGCGCCCGUGUGCCAAACUUCGUGAAGGCGAACGGAGCUAAAGUCCUCCCGACGAUGACGGAGCGGCUCACGCUGAAGGAGGUGCCGGUGCCGAGCAAGCGGUUCAGCGUGGCGCACCCCCACGGCGCCCCUUACCCCCCGCACCCGCACAUGCCCCCCGCUGCUCUCUGGCACGCGCGCUCCUACGAAAGCGGAAUCGACGGAGAUCAUUACGAUCCAUACGCGUUGUACGGGCGGCUUCCGGUGCCUGGUCGUGGCUUCCCUCCGCCUCCCGCGCCUCAUGCACGACACAUGUUCAUUGGAGAUUGGGAUUAAAGUGACCGACAACUUGACAACACGACUUGACCACAUUAGAUCAUAUGACGUUGGGAUAUUUUCACAUCGAAAUAUUAUAAAUACCAAAAUCAAAACGUAAAAAUCUUGGAAACAUGACGAUUUAAAAUUGUUUUUUCACGCGACAAAACGAUUUUAAAUUACUAUGGUUUAAUUUUUAGAUAAUUUCGACAAUGACUAAAGACUGAAGUCUUAAAUAUUAAUAUGUUUUUCAACGACGCUGUCGUGUGUGGUUGAUGUGGCGAUAUCUCAAAAGUAAUGCGUAUUGUAAAUAAUAAUCAAUCUUGUAAGUAGUACGUUUUGUAAUGAAUAAAUAAUUCAACGUUGGAAAUUUGUUUUUACUGUAUACAAUAAUUGUAAUUGAAACGAAAUCUUGCAAUGAGGAGAUUUUAUUUUCAAUUUGCACAUACAUCUCUUAUAAUGUGUAUUUAAUAUGUUAACCUAGUUUACUAAGUUUAAACCUUAAGUUAACUAUCACUGCCAAGUUAUUUAACGAAUUCGUGUGAAACAGCAUCACAUUUUUAAAUAAAUAAUUUCAUAAGUUGUGUCAAUCCUAGUCAAUACAGGGUUGGGAAUAAUUUUAGAUGUAAUUUUUAGAUUUUUAAUAAAAACCUAGCUUUUUUACAUUUGUAUCGUUUUUGUACUAAUUAUACAAUUAUUUAUAUUGAAAAUACUUUGCAAAAAACAAAUGUAACAAUUAAACUGCAUUUUUCUCAAAUAAAUUAUUAUGCAUUUCUUUUUUACAUUAUUUGGUUCAAUUGAAUACGAUAUUUAUAUAUUAUAUACUUGAAACCACUAAAAUAUUAAGUAUAAUUUUUUUGGCUUGUGUAUAUUCCCUUUUGUAAGAAUCAAAAACAUUUUAAUAUAUCUUCUUUUAAGUAAGUUCUUUUGUAAAUAAACUAAUUUUCGUUUUAAAUUUUUAAGAUUGUAUUCAUUCCUAAUAUCUCCUUCAAUACUCAAUUAUUAAUUUUUAAUUCAUAAUUUACAAUGUAGUUGAAGACGAUGUUAAAUAAUUUAUUAUUGUCACAAUUACCUUAAUUAGUUUUAAAUUUGUAUACAGUUUUAGUUUAUUAUCUAUAAUGACGAAUAUGAUUAAGAGCAGUUCCUUGAAGAGGUAUUGCCGGAUGCUUUCCGUGGCUUUUCUAGAGCGGAAACUUAGUUUGUAAUGACGGAAAAUAUUCAAAAUUAAGAUUUCGGGGUGCUACUGACGUUACCAUAUUGUAUCUUGUUUAUUAUUAUAGAUAAAUAUAAAGAUACGUAAAUAAUUCAUUGAUAGCGAUAUUUUUUUUAAACGAGACAUUUCAUAAGCAUUUUAAGCAUCGACAAGAUAUAUUUUUGUAAUUAUUUUACUAUAUACGUUUAUAUCACAUGUAAUUUGUAACUGUAAUAUAAGAAAAAACAUAAGUUUGAUAUUAAAAUAUUUUCCAUUAUUUGGAAAAAAAAACAUCCAACAAACAAGAUCAACAUCCAACUGUAUUUUGUAUUUUAGGGUGUUGGUUCACGAAUAACAUUAUUGUUAAGAAACAUGUAUAUGAAUAAAGUUACAUUUAUUUUAGUAUAA
This is a messenger RNA of Bombyx mori (domestic silkworm), 3489 nucleotides long. RefSeq lists its product as uncharacterized. Gene Ontology annotation, molecular function: protein binding. The coding region runs from base 414 to 1910 and encodes 498 amino acids. NCBI's taxonomy places the organism in Eukaryota, Metazoa, Arthropoda, Insecta, Lepidoptera, Bombycidae. The record is from RefSeq and is a predicted model, not a curated record. The transcript has 11 exons. Gene Ontology annotation, biological process: regulation of DNA-templated transcription.